Messenger RNA from Pocillopora meandrina, 6243 nucleotides. The record is from the annotation of a GenBank genome assembly. Lineage: Eukaryota; Metazoa; Cnidaria; Anthozoa; Scleractinia; Pocilloporidae.
UCGAAUGUUUGCCAAGAGAGGAGAGAUAGUUCCGUUGCAACAUCCACCCUGGUGUCGACUGUCAGUUAUCAAUCUUACACCACAAGCUGUGGAUUAUUUGGUUGGGCACGUUGCAGGAGAUCUAGGUUAAUUAUCUUCACUGAAGCACCCAAGGAAACAAAUAAAUUUUCAACAUAGGGUCUUUCAGAACCAUUCUUUUACUUUUUUUUUUUGGAAACUCUAUUUGUGACUUCCUUUUUUGCCUUCCUUUACUGGUCAUUUUUUGUCUAAUUAAGAUCUGCACCCUUUUCUUAAACUUUCUGAGAGCAAUCUUCCGGCGCCUUCGAACUUAAGUUCAACACCUUCACGGCACGGUGUCUCUCUCCACUCAGAAAUUCAAAUUAGUACAAGCAAAAUGAAACCGUACAAGCAAAAAGAAACCGAGAAAAUGCCAGGGGUAACCUACGAUGAACGGGAAUCUCAUUUAGUGUAGAACAAGAAAUCCGUUCACAAGUAAAAACCCUUAUUGUAUAUGGGUGCUUUGUAUUUUUCAGAACUGUAACCGGCUACAGAUGGAAGACAAUCUACCGUUGGACAACUGAUACAUACCUGAGGUGCUGCAGUGGAUGGGCAAAAAGUGGAAGUAGUUGCCCAAGAGGUUAGAUUAAAGAGAGGUUCAAGUUAAGAAGAAUCUGAUAUCAAAUCACCGGUGAUUUCAAAAGAACGGGGAGAAAUCAAAAUUACCCAAUUUUGUGAGAUGAAUCUGAGUCACGAGAAAAUGUUAUAUAUAACAAAAUUUGGUGUUAUCAACUGAGAAAGUAAAAUGGCCACCGUAAAGAGUUUUAAACGCUAACGUUUCCAGCGUUAACCGCUUUUGAUAUACUAUACUCUAUGGCUGGGUCGUUCAAAGUAUGAUUAGGCUAACCGAAGGUUAGCCGAAAAUUUUUUACAGUUUCGUUGCUUUGCAGGCAGUUUUCAGUGUAUGUAUUUUUUUCCUUAAGUUUCGUCUUAGGUUAAGGUAUAACUACACGAAACGUAAGCCUUAAGAUAUACGCUUUCUUGCAAGGGAAAUCAAGAACACUUUCAAGUUUUAAUACUGGAUUAUCGCUGACUGCCUUUCGAACAACUGAGUCCAGGAGCACACUUAAUCCAUACGUCAUGAACAAGUAAUAUAGAUUUUCUCAACGACAGAUCACAAGGGUUGCAUUGGAUGGACAGAUUACUUUGUUCAUUCCAAUCACAAGGCGGUUGCCUCAGGGGAAUGUUCUUGGAUCUUGUUUGCUUUUAAUUUUGUUACAUGACAUUAAUACACUCCUUCCGUAGUGGUGAUGGUGAAGACUUUUGCGCUUAAAGAGUCCAGUAUGGCGAAUGCCAUACUGGACUCUUUAAACAAAAACAAUAAUAAAUCUAACCAACUUUCAAGAAAAAUUUUCACAUAAAUAGUCAACAUAACUUGAUUCUCCGGCGCUCGAUACCUACAGUUGCGAGAUAUAGAGAUGCCUUUUUUUUAUUUUCUUUUCUGCUGUUUAUUUGUUAGGUACGUUUUAGUAAGCAGGAAUGUAGAAUGUAGGUAUAGGGAUGUAGAGGUAGGAAGCUAAUUGGUAACGUAGCUACAGAAAUGGGAAUGAACAGUUUCUUCUUUUUGUGUUUCACUAGCGAUCUGCAAUUCCGGCUGCAACAACGGGGGAACUUGUUAUUAUCCGAACAGUUGCAGGUGUACAUCCUAUUGGACAGGAUCUACUUGUAGUGCAGGUAAAGAAAAUUCAAACAGACAGAGAAACGUAAGAACAAUAAAUCACAAACGCAGUCACUUACUUUUUGUGUGUAACAAGUUAGCGAUAUGUAAAUAUUAUUUCUAAAUAAUGAAAUAAUAAUUUACCUCCCUGAUCGAGCUGAAACUUGUUAGUCAGUGGCAAACUAUUCUCUCCGUCUACUUUCGACAGAUGUAAACGAAUGCUCUUCAAACAAUGGAGGUUGUCAGCAUAUAUGUAACAACAGGAGAGGGGCAUCAAGAACUUGCUCUUGUUACAGAGGGUAUAAUAGAAGUCCAAACGAUAGCAAGGAGUGCGUUGGUAAGAGUCAGGUUCCGGUCAUUUCUUAAAUUUGGUGGUCUGAUUUCCCACCUAAUUGUGCCAAUAACAAAAUAUUAUCAUAUAAAAUACGGUGUUAUACAAGGAUUUCCAGCCCCGAGAAAGACCGUAACAACACACGUGAUGAAAUACGUUUUUUUUUCACGUGAGUUUGAUAUCGCCAAUCAGCUGCUGACACGUCACUCGCCUUUCGCGCCUCUCGGUCAGGUUAUUGAAUGAACGGCAAAGCAUUCACCAUUCUCAAUCCAAGGUCGUUUGUCGGAAUGUUUUUGGGAUUGUGGCUGCCGAAAAUGAUGAAAAAUCUGUAUCGCUUACAGACAGUGACGUUCAAACUUUCCCAGAAGGGGAAGGAAACCAAAACACGAAAGGAAAAACCGAACGUUACGUGGUCAGUGGCUUUGGUAAUGGCAUUUCUCGCGGCUGAGAACGAAAAUCGACAAUUGUAAGAUUUGCCACAGGCCGAUUUUGGCCGUGUACCUGAAAGACUUCUUUCGGUAAGGACCAAUUCAAUAACUGAGAAUUUUUUAUAUUGAGUUAGGCCCAUUGUUUGUUUUUUUAGUUAGCAUGUUUUCGUCUUAAGUGUGUCAACGCACUUUAAGAGUUUUAUUCGGGGAUUGUCGAUCUUUUAUUUUCAUUUAUUGACAAAGUUGACUUUUCUAGUCAGUAAAGGGCUAUAUGAAAUUUCCCCUCUCGUGUUGGACGAGGUCCCACUCGUGAGCUAUCGAGUUAAACACUCGAAGAGGAAUUCCAUAUCUACGCGCCCCUAUGUAUUAUUCUCUAUUUCCUUAAUGAGCGGCUCUCAAAAUCCUAUUAUUGAGGAGUUAGGGGGGAUACAUGGUUUUUGUUAAUAAGAAUAUUACAGAGCCUUGUGGCCCUAUGCCAGCCAAUAAAAGAUACACUUUUUAAAAGUGAGCGUUGCAUAUUUUGAACAAUAUUGUGACUGGAAAGUUGAACGUCAGCUAAAUAUGUAGCAAUCAGAGGCAAACAUCCUCUUACAUUCUUGGGUUUCACGCAUUUUGUUAUUGAAACAAUUAGUUGGUGAUGGAACUUCUUUUCAAACAAUUCAGGGGGAAUUAUGCUCGCAAUUUCAAAUCACUCGCCCAACUACUCCCUUUGUUUCAUCCGUUUUCAAAUCACGUAUGAUCCUUGCAAUCUGAUUGGUUAUCACCGUAGUAUUUAUUAACAAAUCGCACCAUUUUAUGCUCUAAAACGCAUCUUUUUCCAAGCCAAUGAGACAGCUUUGCUAAAACACAACAACCAACCAAAUUUCAAGGCUAGUUUAUAAAAAUCAAUCAAAUUGCAGGAAGUGAGAGACAACUUUUUACAAAACCAGCUCAGUAGAAUGAAUUGAUGAAAUACUUUCACAUACCUAAAAAACUUGUAUUUGAGCGAAUUAAUGGUGCGUUUUCAAAACAGACGCAAUAAAGUGGUAAUUAAACUACGUGUCUUGCAAUUUUGGUCUGAAAUCGUAUGAUUUCAAAUCAAACUCGCGCUGCGCGCUCAUUUGAUUUCGGACCAAAUUGCACUCCACUCAAUUCAAGUACGAUUAUUAAUACACUCCACUGUGGCUUAACCUAACCACUUGUCCUGUUGUGUCCGACAGAUAGAAACGAAUGCAUUAGGUCGCACGCCUGCACUUGCGCUUCUGGGUCUUAUUCAUGUGGACAAUCAUGCAGGAAUACUCCUGGAAGUUAUCAUUGUACAUGUGGAAAAGGUUUUACACUGCAGAGUGGCACAGUGUGCACAGGUAUGAUAAAUCCAUGCGCAUUAGAGUAGCUGUAAAAUUAGACGUCGUUAUCAAUUGCAGAAAUGUUAAUUAAAAAACAGUUUUGAUGGAAAGAAUGGACUUAUUUUUUGAACAAAAAUUCUAGAGGUGAUGGAUAUUUGCAAAAGUAGCGAAUAAAAGAUCUUUUUGUCGGUCUUAUUACAAUUUUUUACAUGAAAUAAACGAAUUCCUGAUUACUUCUAUGUGCUAAAACUGUAAUUGAAUUUCUUUCUACACAUUGCAGAUAUCAACGAAUGCGCCGUAAGAAAUGGAGGCUGCACUCACCAAUGUGUGAACUUUCCUGGCUACCACAAAUGCAACUGUCGAAGGGGUUUUCGCCUCGUGAACAGUAAAUCUUGUAGAGGUACUUAAGCAAGUAAAUUAUGGAAUAAAAUAUUGAAUUUAAGGCUCGUUGAAAUUUAAUUUUCCUUACAUGCUUUAAUUGCAAUUCAUCUGAAGGAAACUUCAGCUAUCUUGUCAAUUUUUUUCCCUCAUAGAUAUAAAUGAGUGUGCUAGCAACAACGGAAAUUGCCAACACAACUGUAGAAAUCUGUUCGGCAGCCACCGCUGUAACUGCGAUGAGGGAUUUAAUUUAGAUAGCAAUGGAAGAACCUGCUCAGGUACUACUAACCAUAGAUGACCAUUUUAAGAACACCUGGCUUUAAACACCGUAUUGUGAACCAACAAGUCAGUAAGCGAUAUGAUUUUAAAGUAAGGCAUCAAGAUUUAACAAUGUAUUAUCCUGUUUUCUACAUAAACCCUCCGUGGAUUCCAUAUCCACUGUAUUAUAUCGUAGUGCACGUUUUGCUCUUAUCCAGUUGGCGGCGUUGCCUACUUUUGUAAUUUUGCGCGCAUGCAAUAGUCGUAAGCGCGUAAAAACCACAGCCUUCCGGAAAGAAGAAGAUUUCACUACACUUAAUUCCUUUAGGGUGUUUUAAAACGAAUGUUUUGUCGGAUUUGCGUACAUGCCCGAUUUCAUUGAGAAAUCAAGACCGUAACUCAGUAAAUGGGUGCAUUCUAUAAGUUUUGCGUCGAAGAGCUUAUGUACUCGUGAAGGAGAGUGAUUCGGAGAACGAUACUUGAUGGGAUUAUAUAUAUUUAGAGAAAAUCUGGAAGUUAAGAUCUAUAUUACCUGUAAGUACUGAUGUGACCUGCUAUAAAAAAACUAUGGUGGAAUAUCCAGUAGACAUAUCUCAUAACAGUUUUGAGAGGAAGAGGAUCGUGGGUACAUAACAGGAGCAAUGUACUUUUCAAAACAUUCUGCCCUCAUUUUUAAUUGUUUAUUGUGUUCAUUCAUUCAUUCAUUCAUUCUUUUUAUGCUAUUAAGACAUUGACGAAUGCAACACAGGCCAUGACUGUCAAGAGAUUUGCAUUAAUACUCUUGGUGGAUACAAGUGCUCUUGUAAUGAGGGAUAUCAAUUAACGGCUGAUAACAGAACAUGCACAGGUAUGUUUCCAAAUCAACAUCCCCUCUGAGAUAAAAAAAAACCUUGUAACUGAAAACGGUAUCAUCCAUUUGACGUGUAAAUUUGAUCACAUAUAUUUUAUGGACAUAAAUAAUCUUUUGUAAGAAGAUAAAGUAUUCCUUGAGCAAAUCUCUCGUAAAAAUGAGCUUCGACGAAUGGUUGAUAGCUUCUAGCGUGCUUUCAAGCCAGAAGGAGGCUAUAUGUCGUGUUUAUUUUCCUUCAAAAAGUUUUCAGCAGCGCAGAAGAAAACGGCCUAGAAACAGUUUACCGUCUAAAGUCAGUGCGACUUUUAAAAGGAUUUCUCUUCUUCAGUAACAAAAGAAGCUGCUCUCCAAAAAUGAAGAACAUCUCAUUUGGAGACUUAAAUCACAUGGUUUUUGAAAUUAAAAAUCUGGGUUGUAUCACUUUGGAAAUAUAUAUAUGUUAUGCGAUGGUUUGAAGCGGUCGUUACGUAUUGGAAAAAAAUCUUCUUUAACAAUUUCUCUUAGAUAUCGACGAGUGCACCUCUAGUAACAUCACUGGAAGUAACGAAACAGCCACUCUUUCUGGUUGUCAUCACUUUUGUACGAACGUCGAGGGAAGUUUCCAUUGUUCCUGUAGGAAUGGAUAUGUACUGAUGUACGACAAGAGACAAUGUAAAGGUUAGUGAUACAAAUGUAACUACACAACGAGGAGUUGAAAGGGAUUGAAAGGGUUUUUUUGGUUAUGAAAAAAAAUGUCCAUAGGUUUCCCACCAACUAAAUUUUAUCCUUUAGGGCUAAUAACAAAUGCUUCAAUUUUGUUUGAUCUGCAUUAAGAUAUUGACGAAUGCCAGACUGGAAACCAUUCCUGUGACCAUAACUGCCUCAACUCGGAGGGGAGCUACUUUUGUUCAUGUAGACCUGGCUACAAAUUGUCAUCAGACGGGAGAAAGUGUGAAGGUUCGUAUUCAAGUACGAUGUAA